AUGAGUUUCAGAGAGGGUGUGGACCAGGGCCCUAAAUCGGGCCAGUUCUGUGCCUCUCCACCAUCCGCCUUCUUCCGCUCGGCCCAGAGACGGCCCCGAAGUAACCUGCGCCCCGCCAGGGAAGGAGGCAAUCAACUAAUGAAUUGUCAAAACCGUAUUUUGGAGUUUAAGGAAAAUAUGAUACAUUUCAAAAAUAGGAGUGAAAAUAAUCAGCAGAAGCUCCAGAAAGUCUUGAAUGAGAUGCAGCAUGAAAUUAUGCAGAGAGAAAAUCUGUCCAAAAGCUUAGAUGAGAAGAAAGUUGAUACACCGAGUGAGGAUGAAACAGUGUCUAAUAUAUUUGAAGACUUUAAGCUCUUUCUUCCUCAUCUAAAGAAAAUCAAAAGAAUUUAUCCUAAAGUAAUCAUUGGCCAAGGGAAAACAGGCGUUUCUUUUGCACUAGGCAUUCCCACUGUCAGCAGAGGAAAUCACACUUACCUGAAGCAAACGCUGAACUCCAUUGUCACCAGGAUCACACCUCUGGAAGAGAAGGAUUGUGUAGUGAUUGUUUCUGUUUCAGAUAGCAAUGGAGAUUAUGCAAAAUCUGUUGUUGACAUGAUUACGAAAAGGGAAAAUGUAAAGCACAAAGAGAAAAUGUGCAAGCAGUAUAAACCUUCUCUUUUCCAGCACGUGGGUAUACAUUCAUCAUUCACUGAACAAGAACAAUACUUGAAAGUAAGAUUUUUGAAGUGUAACUUUGGUAAUAUGUAAUGUUUUAUGUGCUUGUAAAAUACCAUUUAGAGAAGGUGUGGUAAUGUGAGAAAGAUGAUGAAAAAUGGUGGCUUAAGCACCAUUCUUCUAUGACACAACUGUAUGUUAUGAAGAGUGUUUAUAAACUUAGCAAACAUCUUUAAAGAUCCAGUUAUCUGUUGUGGUAAGAAAAAUUCAGGCUACGUUAACUUCUUGGCCUUACUUUUGUCAUUUGUGCAAUUCAAAUAAUACAACUCAAAAG
This is a messenger RNA of Fukomys damarensis (Damara mole-rat), 988 nucleotides long. It is a transcript of the gene Mgat4d, whose product is annotated as MGAT4 family member D. Gene Ontology annotation, biological process: protein N-linked glycosylation. NCBI's taxonomy places the organism in Eukaryota, Metazoa, Chordata, Mammalia, Rodentia, Bathyergidae. The record is from RefSeq and is a predicted model, not a curated record. Gene Ontology annotation, cellular component: Golgi stack; endoplasmic reticulum-Golgi intermediate compartment; endoplasmic reticulum. Gene Ontology annotation, molecular function: acetylglucosaminyltransferase activity.